Messenger RNA from Chondrus crispus (carragheen), 261 nucleotides. Lineage: Eukaryota; Rhodophyta; Florideophyceae; Gigartinales; Gigartinaceae. The record is from the annotation of a RefSeq genome assembly.
AUGAAUACAAAUAUUUUAUUAACUAUCACACCUUAUACAGCUAUUUGGUCUCCAAAAAUUGCUAUUAUAAUGAUUAUCUGUAAUUUUAUAUCAAUAGGUAUCGGGCGAUAUGCGAUUCAAGUAAGAGGAUUAGGUCCUAGUAUACCUAUACUUGGACUACAAGGCUUCGGAUUACCAGAAUUGUUAGCAACAACUAGUUUGGGCCAUUUAAUUGGUGCUGGAGCUAUUAUUGGACUAAGUAGUAUAAGAAUUAUUUCUUAA